GCGUCCACCUCCACGCAGUAAUGGCGGCCAGCGCACCCACAGUACCCACACAGGCGCGUACUGGCAUACGUGGGAUAAUCAAAUAAUGUAGCUCGACGUACGCGCAAUCUUUCCCCGCGGUGUCCUUAUUCAUCCAGAAGUGUUCUCGCUCGCGAGGAUCCGCGCGGCGGAGAGAGGAGGCGCGCUCCGCGGGUACCACUAUGUCCCCCGCGCCGCACCGUCCCGCCGCAGUCCGGAUUCGCCGUGCUCGCGCCACCGUUCCCGACGGCCCGUGUCCACGUAAACCGCGCGACGUCAACGCGUUGGGGCUCUGACUUCGCUCGGCGUUUUAUCGCGCGCUUAUCACCGUCGACCGACCGACCGACCGCCGCUUCCGGCAGCCGCGCGCCAGGAUGUUCAAGAAAUUCAAGGACAAGCUCGCGGAGGAGAUGAAGCAGUCGCCCGCGAGGCUGCAGGCGAGCGUGCAGCAGCUUGCGCAGGCGGUGGUGUCGCCGGCCCUGUCCAACAGCUCCAUUCAGGAGGUGUCGGCGUCGAAUGACAAUUUCAGCCUGACGGAGGAUGGAGACGAGACACCAAAGAACACUCCGGCCAAGCACAGCUUCCAAAAUGUCGACCUGAUGUCGCCGUCGCCGAACCGCGCGGAGAUCUCGAGAAGAUCCUCGGUGAGCAGCGUCACCAGCGACGCGUCCUCGUUGUUUCCGAUGUACGAGAGUCCCCCGAACUUGUACCAUUUGCAGUCGGACAUGGAUCAGUCGGCCAGCGAGGUGGACGAUAAUAUCAGUCCUCAUCUCGACAGAGUUACCAAGGAUCAGCUGUACUCCGCCUAUCGAAAGGUGCAGACCAAGUACCACAAGUAUCGCGGUAGAUACACGGAUCUGGCCACGCACUAUCGCGAGCUGGACAGAGUGAAGACCAGACUGGAGUCCGUGCUGGUUGAAACGCAGGACAAGGUGCUAAGAAGAAUAACCGACCUAAAGGAGCAAUGUCAACUGGAGCAACAGGCGAAGGCGCACUUGGAGGACGUGCUGAGGAACGACAUAGAAGAGAAGGAUCACAUUAUAAAUACGUUAAAUACGAAGAUAAAAUUGUUGCAGGCGAGCGGACCAACGUUAGAGAAUUCAAUAUCGGAAGAUACCCAGCAAAGGGAGAGUCCCAAGGCGAACCUCAUCGAUUUGACGAACGAGCCGGCUAACGACGAGAAUAACGCGCUGUCGGUGGAAAAUACCCAGUUAAAGGACAAGCUGAAGAAGCUGGAGAGCCUCGUCUUGAAGUACAAGGAGUCCUUGAAGCGCAACAAGGAGAAAUUUACGGAGGUGAUGAAGGAGAAGAACACCUUGGAAAGCGAUCAUGAGGCGCUGAAGAGUCUCACUGCCGAGACGAUAAGCGCGACGGAGGGCGAGUUGAGUGCGGCGCGUGUCGAAAUUGAAAAGCUGACCGAACAAGUAGAUACCCUGCACAAACGCGAGGAGGAAUCGGCGAUUUCAUUAGCCGAGAACAAACUAUCCGUGCACAGGGAGCUCGAGGAGAAAGAGGAGCAAAUCAAGCGACUGCGAGUCGACCUGAAGCACGUGACAGAAGAUAGAGACAGUUUAAAUGAGGCAGUGGCGAGAUACAAGACCGAAUUGAAUGAAUUCAAAUCCCCGCACGUUGAUUCAAGUACAGCUGCGGAUAAAGGCGCGACGGCGCACGACACAUCGAAAGAGAAGACCGAAGUGGCGAGAUCUGCGCGACAGGCGGCGAUGAAACGUCACGAGAAAGUCGAUCACAGCGAAGGAGAGAGGACGGACGAGAAUACACCGGACGAGGUAACGCUCCGUUUAAGGGAAAAGGAAGCAGAGUUGCAGGAAUUGCAGCAUAAAUUGGACGAGAUGGAGAAACGUAGUGUAGAACGUAGACACGACAGAGAAACAUUACAGAGCGAAUUGCAAGCCUGUAAGAUCAUGCAUUCGGACGUGAAGACGGAGUACGACGCGUACAGGAUUGUCGCGGAGGAAAACCGGAAAGACGCUGACUCGACGAUCGAGAAGCUCCAAGCGACGGUGCAAAGCGUCGACAAGGAAUUAGAGAACAUGAGACGCGCGUUAAUCGACAGGGAUCAGGUGUGCGAGAAUUACAAUAAAAAGAUGCAGCAGUACGCGGCCAAGCUCGAGAAGGUGAAGUAUAAAUUGAUCGAUCAGGAGGCAGAGAUCAAAUCUCUGAACGAUAAACUGGAGGAGCUUUCUGGGGUGCAGGGAGAAUUGGAGAGUAAAAAGACCGAGUUAAGCGCGGUACAAAGCGAGCUCGAGCUUUGCAGGUUCAGAAUCGACGACCUUACAAAUAAGACCCAGGCAGACAGUUCAGUCAUAAGUUUAUUGAAGAAAGAGAGGAGCGAUAUGGUGAAUCGUCUCAUUUACUAUAACGAUUGUAUGCGGCGUUUAAAGCAGGACUGCGUGGACGUUAAAGCUGUCGUUGCGAACGAGCUCUCGAAGCAAAAGGCCGAAGUGUCGAACGUGAACGCGACUCUCGCCGUAUCUUUUGCAAAGCUCGAAGAAGAGAACGUGACACUGAAGUCCGAGGUGGACGAACUGCGUUUGAAGACCAAGGACUUGGAACAGCUUGCGUUGAACGAGACGGAGCUGCAGUCGGAACUGGCGCAGGUUGCGAGUCACAAAUUCGCACUAGAAGCGGAAUUGAGAAAGAGCGACGAGCGGUUGAAAGAGAUGACGCUGAAAGGCAACCAGUACGACGAGCUUAAUGCGACUAACAACAAAUUAAUAGCCGAGAUCGAUAAUCUCAAUUUUAACAUUCACGAUUUGGAAGCGGCGUCGCACCAAUUGACGCAGUCGCAGCAGGAAGUCAAGGCGCUGCGAGACCGACUGAGGACGUUGGAGAAUCUCGAGUCUGCGAAUCACGCGUUGUCCGUUGAGAUUGAUGACUUGAGGGAGAAGCACGCGCAGGCCAGUCGUGCUUUUGAGGAAGUAGACGGAUUGAGCGCCAAGUUACGCGAGGCGACCGAGGUCAUUAGCUCGUUAAAAUCCGCGAGCAACGGUCACGAUGCGCUGCGGGAGGAGCUGCACGUCGCGAGGUCAGAAAUCGCUCGCCUAAAGGACGAUCUGGCUGAGAAAGGGAAUGAGAUAAAGACCCGCGACGAGAAGCUAGCGAGCGAGGAGGAGCACGUCGCGCACUUGAAAUCCACAUGCGACAGUCACAUACAGACGAUCGAGGAACACGUGAGGAAGUACCUGAACUUGGAGGCGGAGUAUCAGGGAACGAGGGAGAGUCACGCGAAGGAGAUUGCCGAAUUGAUGGAGAACAACAAAGUGCUGCAGGAAACGGUAAACCUGAAACUCGUGCAACUGAAGAAGAUGAAGACCAUUAAAGAGCGGCAAGGUAAAACGAUCGAGGAGGUGAGAGCCGAGCUUGACGAGUCGAAGACCCGGCAGGCAGAAUUGUCCAGCGCGUUGGAGUCCUUCGAGAAGCAGCAGGAGACGCUGAAAUUGGAAAAUUCUCAGCUGGCGACGAUCACCCUGGAGAACAAAGGUCUGAAAGACAAGCAUAACGAUCUCGUGAGCCGUAAUCGGGAGAUGUGCGAGAACGAAGAGGCUCUGAAGCGGAAAAUCGCAGAUUACGAGAAAGAGAUCGAAGAGCUACGGAGAACAGUCAAGGAUUACGUGGAGUCGUACAAGUCUCAACUGAACAGUCAGAGCGAGGAGGUGGAACGCUUGAGAAAUGAAUUAACGGUCGUUAACGCGCAGCUCGAACGUAAGGAUGCGGAAUGGAAUUCGCUGAACGAGAGACUGGCGACGAGCGAGAGAGAAUCGCAGGAGAUUAAAGGGAAGCUCGGCGAGCGGGAUACCGAGUUAAAGAGUAAAACUUCCGAGUUGGAUACAGCUUUGACCAACGGCAGCGUCAUGAAGGGGGAGAACGAGCGGCUUUGCGCGGAGCUAAAGUCGCUGAGGGACGAAGUGGAGAGAAUCAAAGAUACGGAGGAUAAGAAUGCGGAGUUGAAAUCGGAGCUUAGCGAUCUGAUUCAAAAGAAUUCCGACGCGGCGGAGGCGGCGCGUUCGGAAAAUAACGCGCUGAUCGCCGAGCGGAAAGCUCUGAAGGACAGGAUCGCCGAGUUGGAAAGCGCGAGCUCCAGUAGCGCCGAGUUGCAGACCCAUGUAAAUAAUUUACAAUCCAAGGUGUCUAGUUUGGAGACCCUACGGGCGGAAAACGAUAGAUUACAGUCGGAGAUCGACGUUUUGCAGUCCGCGAAGAAUUCGUCGACGGAGCUGGGCGCCUUGAAAGACUUGUUGACGGGCUCUCAAGACGCGGAGAUAAAGUUGCUGGAGGACAAAAUAUCCAACAUGUCGCAGGAAAUCGGGAAUUUGAGGCGGUUCUCCUUCGAGGUCGACGAGAGAAGAAAGGACGCGGACACGCUGAGAAAUUCGCUCGCGCUGUCGGAAGAGAAGGUCGCUGGCCUGCAGUCGGAGAUUAAUUCUCUCGUUCGGACGAACGAUGCGUUGCGAAGGGAACUGGAAGCGGUCCGCGACGACGGAGACGCGAAGCUCGACAGCGACAAGUUACGCGAGGAGAACAAGAGAUUAGAGGCGCAGCUCGACGAGACGUUGAUAACAUUCCAAGCGAAAGAGACGCAGAUGCAGUUGGCUAACAACGAGCUGAGGUCGCAAACCAGUCAAUUGAGGGAACAGUUGAAGACCAACGAGGAGGAACAAGGAAUGAGGCUGAAGCAGCUGGUCAAAGAGUUCCAAGCUCAGUUGCAUGACAAGGAAGAGGAACUCCAAGCCGCGUUGGAGAAACGUUUUGAUCGCCAACACAACUAUGAAUCGAAUCUUGUGCAGCAGUACAAGGAACACUUGAAAGAUUGUCAAAUAGAGCUGUCAGAGAGGUCAGAGCAGCUCGAGAACCUCGUCCUGGAGAAAAAAGAUGAGGUGGCAGAGAAAGGAAAGGACAUUGCUCGUUUGAUGGAAACGAUCGCGCAGAUUAAGAAGGAACACGCUGACGAGACAAAAGAAUUGGAGAAAAAGUGGAAGGCCAUAGUGCAGCAGAAAAUCGACAACCUGCAAGUUAAGCACGAGGAAGAAUUGAACGAACUGACAAAAGAGUGGCAGAGUGAACGAAAGCUUGAUGCACAAACUGACGCAGCUUCCGAGGAAUUAGAGAGCACUUCACGCGUGGCGAUGGCCGCGAUACAAACGAGCACUGGAUCGAUUCACACCCUGCAGCAGACCCUGACCUCUCAAAGGCGGGAACUCGCGGAACUUCGGAAGCUCGUGAACCUGCGACACGACACACUUGAGGACUCGACGGAGAUCGAGUACCUUAGGAACAUCCUGUUCGAAUACAUGAUGGGGCGGGAGACGAUGGUGCUCGCCAGGGUAAUCGCCGCUGUCGUCAAAUUCGAUCAGGAGCAAACUGCGAAGAUACUUAAGAAGGAAGAGGAUAAGCUAACUCUGUUCGGCUCGCUUGGUCUCACGUAGUCCGAGAUGUGACCACUUUUCUGUAUAGAGGAAUUCUAGAGAACAGCUGGACGCGUUUUUCUGCCCGAGUACUCUAUGCUUCUACAGGCCGCUUACGCGAGCUGAAUCUUCGUAUACAUACAAGAGAAGAGGAGAAUUUGUACAAACUAGCUGCGAAAUGUAAUAUUUACAGAUUUUUAUAAAUAUUAAUUUAACAGAAUGUUAUCGUAAUGUGAUAAGGCUUACAUAACAUAGAAAUAUAGAUAAUGUAUAUAAAGUAUGUUCUUACCUGUGAUUGUCGUCGCGUGAAAGCUGACCACGUGCUGAACACGCGUAUGUAUCUUCUCUGAUGAAGCGCUUUUUACGUUGAAAGUAUGACAAUAUCUUGGUAAGCACAA
Molecule: messenger RNA, 5839 nt
Organism: Vollenhovia emeryi
Lineage: Eukaryota; Metazoa; Arthropoda; Insecta; Hymenoptera; Formicidae
Product: golgin subfamily A member 4-like
Exons: 8
Coding region: 393-5462 (1689 amino acids)
Biological process (GO): Golgi vesicle transport
Cellular component (GO): Golgi apparatus
Molecular function (GO): small GTPase binding
Source: RefSeq, a predicted model, not a curated record